Bursaphelenchus okinawaensis is the source of this 2445-nucleotide messenger RNA. The record is from the annotation of a GenBank genome assembly. Lineage: Eukaryota; Metazoa; Nematoda; Chromadorea; Rhabditida; Aphelenchoididae.
AUGGCUAACCUUGAACGACGUCUGGGCGCACCGCUGAAGGAAGUCUCGGCGUUGGAUUGGGCUGGAGGGGUCGGAAAGAGUUUGAAGGGGGAGUGCUAUAUUGGUAAGGUUUCUUUGAAAUUAUUUUUAUUAAAUUACGUUAGCAAUGAGAUGAUGGCAUUGGAAGUUUCAGUUUUCUAAAGCCUUUAAUCUUGAACAUAAUUUUAGUUGAUGACGGUAUAUCAAGGAUAACAUCUGCUUUGGCGAUUGAUUUGAAUGUCCAAAGGCUGUGUUCGGUUUAUGAAAUUCGAGAAAACAAAUUGGGCGAGGACUCCGAGAUGGAGGUAAAAUACCAGAAAACGGUGAAAUCAACCAAGAAUCAUGUGGACAUUGCCAAUUACUCGGAUGACAGCGAUGUUGAAUUCAUCGACCAAAAGGAGGAAGACGUGGAGGAGGCGGACAGCUAUGUCAAGGCCGACAUUUGUGUCUGUGCUGUGCCUGUUGGGGUGUUGAAGGUAUUUAAGUUUAAAUAAUUCUGGGCUUUCUCUUAAAACAAAUUUGCGCGAUUAGGGGCACAGAAUUGUUUGAACAACUUAAUAAAACGUUUAGGCAGCAAACUGUUUAAAAUUUAUUUUUGUAAAUUCUAGGAAAGAGUACCAAGAUCAAAAUCUAACUCUGUUGCCAGCUCAGAACGUGAUCAGUCGGCUUCUACACACAAUUCUUCUGAUUCAGAAGCUUCUUCCAAAUUGGAGCCAAAAGUUGAUAAUAUAAAGUUUUAUCCAGAGCUACCAGGGAAAUACAAGGAAGCUAUUGAGAGGAUUGGUAAGUUAAUAUUGGUUUUAUUGUUGAAGAUGAAUUUUUGUUACUUAAAACUUGAAAAAAUGUUAUAAUAUGUGGAAAAUGGGCUUAUGUUACCUAAAAUGAGAAAAAAGGUGUUGAAAGUUUGAAAAAAAUGUAAAUUUGUUACCUAAAAUUUAAAAAAGUGUUAUAAAAGGGAUUAAAGUUUUUUUGGGAUAUAGUACUAAAUAGUUUUUAAAAUUUUUUCAAUAUUUAAGAAUUUUUUAUUACCUAAAAUAUCAAAAACUGAAAAAUAAAUGCGUUUUGAUUAACUGAAUGUCAUUGUAGGCGUGGGCACAACAAAUAAAGUCCUUCUCCAAUUCAGCAAACGCUUCUGGCCAGAUUCUGCUUUUAUUGGUCGAUUAUCGAAUGCCGACGACACCAGGGGAGAGUUUGUGGUCUUCUUUUCGAAACCCAGAUCCACCAACUUGUAUGCUUACUUGACCGGUGAAGCAGCUCAUGUCAACAACUACUUUGAGGGCGAGUUUAUCGCACAAAGGGUCAUGAACGUGCUGUCCAGUAUGUUCACUCAUGAGGUUCCUCCGAAGGUAUGUUGUUAUUGUUUUAGUGGUUUGGGUGGACUGAAAGGGUGUUUAAUAGCCUUGGACUCGGGCUCGUCAGAAAAAAAUUUUAAAGGUAUCGGGUCGAGACAAGUCAGCUUGAGGGCCGGGCCGAAAUAUUUGAACUCGAUGGUCGGAUCCAAACCAAGGUCUCAGCUUAGGUCCCGCAACGAAAAAUUUGAAUGUCUAUAAAGAACCUGAUGUUUAAGGAGGGCUCACGAGGCCUAGAAUCGGAAAAGAAAAAUAUUUUUUAGUUUUAAAUUACCAUGCAUUGUUUAAAAAUUGAAUUUUCAGCCCAAAAAGGUGAUAGUAACCGACUGGUUCAACGACGCUUUCUCUCAAGGCUCGGCUCCGUUCGUGAGAAGGGGAUGUGCCUUAUUCAAUGACUACGACUUCUUGGCUCAACCCCUAUCUCUAAUCGACACAAAAUCAGCCCCCAAACUUUUUUUAACUGGAGAUUACACCACCUCCAAGUAUCCGGGCACUCUUCAUGGCGCAUAUCUGGCUGGACUAAGGUGUGCCAGACAAAUCGCCGACAAUUACUUGGGACCGGUCAAUGAUCCAGAAGUAAUGGAAGAGCUGAACAAACAAGGACGAUUCUACAUGGCUCUACAUGAGCAGCGAUUGAGGAAUAUGCCGGUUGAAAGUAAGUUUGGGUGGGGUGAUCUUGGGGGGGGUUUGAGGAAGGUUAAGGUUUGAGCGGGAUAAAGACGAGGGGAGGUGAUGAGGGCUGCUUGGGAGGUUUUAAUUUUAGCUUUUAAAUGUGUAAAGAAAGUUAUUGCGGGUUUAAAAAUGACAAUUGAAAUUAUUAUGGUUUUUAAAAGAAGGUGUAAAGAAAGUUCUUGCUUUUUUAAAAAAAAUAGCUAGUUUUGGAUUUUGCAACCUGCGGUGACAACUUAUACGAUAGACAAAAUUUUGAAUUUUUUAAAGCAAGUUUUUGUUACUUUUAGGUCUGUAAAGAAAGUUUUUGCAAUUUUUAGUGUUGUAAAAAAAGUUCUAUCGAUUUUUUGGAAACAAAGUUUUUACUAAUUUAACUGCAUUUUCAGUUUCUCCAGCACCAUCAGACUAA